Molecule: messenger RNA, 4546 nt
Organism: Mytilus trossulus (common blue mussel)
Lineage: Eukaryota; Metazoa; Mollusca; Bivalvia; Mytilida; Mytilidae
Product: phosphonopyruvate decarboxylase-like
Exons: 13
Coding region: 131-1522 (463 amino acids)
Biological process (GO): organic phosphonate biosynthetic process
Molecular function (GO): magnesium ion binding; thiamine pyrophosphate binding; phosphonopyruvate decarboxylase activity
Source: RefSeq, a predicted model, not a curated record
ACUAGUAAUAUACUUCUUCCGGGUCAAUUAACAGGUGCGUGCUCGGAAACCACGGAACGUUAUCUGGUUAUCUAUAAUAUUUCUAUUCAUGUUCUGUGAAAACUUAAUGUAUUCGUAGCAUUUUCCACAAAUGGCAACAUUCACCAAGAUGAACAGACUUUGUUCUUCAAUUUGCAAAUUAUUGUUAAAGCAACCAAAGAUACUUGAAGGGAGAUAUACAUUAGUUUUACAGAGAGGAUUGAGAACUACCCCUGUAGCCAAUCAGAAUCCACAGGGCCAGGAACAGCAGGGUAAUGGUACUUCAUCUUCUGUACAAGAAAAGCAAUAUGAAGAACAACAAAGAAGAAAUAAAGAAGCUGAAUUUACUGAGCUUGUCCGAGACUUUUUAAACCCAGGAGAAUUCUACAAGGCAUGUGUAGGACUUGGAAUAGAUUACUUUACUGGAGUACCUGAUUCACUGCUGAAAGAUUUUUGUGCCUAUGUGACAGCCAAUGCACCAGAAGGGAAACAUUUGAUAGCAGCUAAUGAAGGCAACGCUGUUGCCUUGGCAUCCGGUUAUCACUUAGCAACAGGCAAACAUUCAAUGGUUUAUCUACAGAACUCAGGUCUAGGUAAUAUAGUUAACCCUAUCAUGUCUCUGACAUCACAGUCUGUAUACAGUAUACCUAUGUUAUUGUUUAUUGGUUGGCGAGGAGAACCAGGAAAGCGAGACGAGCCACAGCAUUCAACACAAGGACAAUCAACUCCAGGUCUUUUAGCUGCCCUUGGUAUACCAUUCCAGCCUUUACCAGAUUACCAAGAGGGAGCUGAACAGGCUUUGCUAACAGCCAAACAUUAUAUGAAGAGCGCCAAUGCACCAUAUGCCUUACUUGUUAAGAGACAAAUAUUUUCUCCAUACAAACUUCCUAAGACAGGAGAACCACAAUUUCCAUUAAAUAGAGAAGGUGCAUUAAAAGUAUUGAUAGAUUGUUUAGGAAAUAAGGAUGUUGUUAUAAGUACAACUGGUAUGACGUCUAGAGAGUUAUUUGAAUACAGGGUAACUAAGGACAUGGGCCAUGAGAAAGAUUUCCUGACAGUAGGUUCUAUGGGUCAUGCCUCUUCAAUAGCCUUAGGAAUAGCAUUACAGAAACCAAAAAGACAGGUGUUCUGCUUGGAUGGGGAUGGAGCAGCCAUUAUGCAUUUAGGAUCCAUGGCAUCCAUUGGUCAGAAUGGACCAGCCAAUCUAAAACAUGUGAUUAUAAAUAAUGGAGCCCAUGAUUCAGUGGGAGGACAACCAUCAGAUGCAAAGAACCAUGAUUCAUUCUCAUUUGUUAAAAUUGCUGAAGGUUGUGGUUAUAAACAGGCCUUUUCAGCCACCACAGAAGAAGAGAUAAAAACUGCUAUAGCAGCGAUGAGAUCAAUGGACGGACCCUUGUUGUUAGAGAUUAAAGCUGAGAAAGGACAUAGAAAACAAUUAGGCAGACCUACUAGGACUCCAUUACAAAAUAAAGAAGAUUUUAUGCACUUCUUAGCUAUAGGAUAAACAAUCAGUCUUCUUAGCUAUAGGAUAAACAUUCAGUUUCUUAAAACGUUUGUCUAGGGAUUUUAUAUGAAUUUAUAGGAAUUAAAUUAUCAAAGAGGGGGUAUCCUUUUUUUUAGAAAUUUUGUAUGAUUCUUUUUUUUUGUAUUCAUAUAAUAUUAUUUUUUUGUUCUGGGUUUUGAACAGGAGGUUAACAGUAUUUUUUGUCAUUUUACAUUGGGUAAUCAUAUAGUAUUGAGUGUUUCAAAUUUAGAUUAGACCACCAAUGAUAAAUAAUUGUGUUUUUUUUCAUCGCUGCUUGUUUAAGAUUGAUUUUGCUGUCCCAAGUCAUUGCUCAAUUCAACCUAGUAUUAUUUUCAACAAAUUCGUUUUUGAGUGUCAAAAUGUGCAACAUAUAUUUAAAAGUGCUAUCAAAAUUCAUUAUGCACAACAUUUUUUUUUCCAGUUAUUUUUUUACUAUUCAUAUAUUUUUUUUAUUAAUUAUGAAUGAAUUAAGCAUUCUAUAUUUAUACUUUUGUAUAUUUGCUGAUAUUUAUUUUUUUAGUGUUCUCCAUGCUCUAUCAGAUGUCCACCAUGGAUCCUCUAUGUUGAAUUUAAAUGAGAAUCUCUAAAUAUAAAAAGUAAUCUCUGGUUCAAACUUGUAUGAAUCGUAUUUGAAGCUUUUAGAUAGAAUGGUCUCAUUCAAUUAAAGUGAAUUAAGAAUUAUAGAUUUUUGUGUAUUCAUUUCUACUUUGAUAACAGUUAUAUUAUGAAAAAGUGAUUAAUAUCUGACUGCAUUUUACACUUUUAUAUUGGCAUUCAGAAGCUUUUGAUUCCUCUCUAGUCUUUUUUUUUCCAUCACCUUUUCUACACCAUUAUUAUGAAGAUAUAGUAGUGUAAAUUCAGAAACUAUUGCAUGCAUUUAUUAUUUUGAUUUUUAAAAACGGACAAAAAUACAAACCGCUGAAAUGUACGAAAAUAAAUGUGAAUAGACCGAUUAAUUUAUAAUAUGAUGUCUGCUACUGAAAAUAGUUUACCUGUCACCUGAACAGGUAGUUUUCAGCUGUCCAACAACUAAUUAGCCUUAAAAUUAGAAAGUAUUGAAGAAGGGGUUGUUUUGAUAGUAAUUAAUCAUCAUGUCACUCUUAUGACAGGUAAUGUGUGGCUGUUAAAGGCAAAGGUUUGGGUCAAAAAGAUCGAGAAUUAUGUUUAAAUGACGGAAAGAGCCUUGAAAACUAAAAAGUAGAUGACCGUUUCUUGCUUUGCCAAGCCUGACUUUUACCAGACAUUAUACAAUUGACAGGAAUAUAUGACCGUUUUGGAAGCCUUGCUACUCACCCAGUCCAAUUAUUCACAUUUAAAAUAAAAACUUUGGAAUAAUUUCUAAAUACAGAGUACUCUGCCUUUGAAAGAUGACCGUAUCUUCCCGUUUUAUCAUCUUAACUCGUGCAUGCAUAUAUCGUUUCAUCUCAAAUUGAAUAAGGUCAUACAAAUACCAUUUAUCAAAUUAAGGAAAAAGAUUUUAUGCACCUUAUCAAGUUUUGGACCAUAAUUCAAUAUUUUUUAUUAUCUCUCAUGUUGUGUAACUAUUUGUUCAUUGGUUAUUUUUGGCAAAUGUACUUUUAUAUACAUUUGUACACAUAGACAUUGUGGAAUACUACAUCAAUUUUAGUGAUUACUUUUUUUGAAGCAUCCUUUUUUUCUGAAUUUUCCAAAGAACUGAAAUCCAUGUUGUUUUGUAGUGAAGAAUAAUGCUCAAGAAUGAAAAAAAGGAAGUGUGUUUUAUGUUCAAGCAUGAAGCCAAAUUUGAUGUGUUUAGCUCUGAUUGAUGCUCAUGAGAAUUUACCAAAGUCGUGUAACUUAUUUUUUUUGAGAUUCCUGAAAUGGAAUAAUGUGGUGACAUUCAUUUGAAUUGUCAUUAGAUAGAGGUAACAUACACACAUAUUUUAGUUUUUGUGUCUAGGUUGUGCUGAAUAGAAAUAAGUACGUGCCAUAUGUUUGAUUAUAAAUCCUGGUUUCUUCAUAAUGAAUGAAAGAUAUUUUUAAAAUGUCCUUUAGUCACAACCAGUGUAGCAAAGAAAGAACUUCAAGAAAAAAAUCCAUCUUGAUACAUGUAUACUUGUCUUGUAAUGAACACAAUUUAAAUCAGUGGUUAGUUAAAAAGGUUAAUAUUUAGUACUUACUUAAAGAGUAUAUUGUGUUUGUUUGUUUGUUAAUAUAUAUUAGAAGAUUAGAUAUUCAAUAUUUACUAAUGAGUGUAUUUUGUUUUGUAUAUUUAGAUAUUUAAGUGUUUUGAAUUAUUUAUUAAAAAAAAGUCCUAAUGUGAUUACCGGUUUUUCAUUUAUAUGUAGUCUGAUUUUGAUUUGAAUUUGAAAAGUCACCAAGAAAAAAGAAUCAACACCAAAUAAUGUGUCAUUGUUACCAUGGUAAUUUAUGCAAUGCGACUACCAAUAAAUAAGAUAUUGUGUAAACAGUUUUGGAAUUUUAUUAGAUUUCUACAUUUUUACCAUGUUAUGGCCAAAUAAGGUCCAAAAUAACCUAAAACAUUUGAUUCAUGGUUUUGUUGUUAUUUUCAAGUUUAAACAUAUUUAUGAAUAAUCACCUGCCAUAUAAGAUCUACAUUGUCAUAAGAAGCAAUACUACAUUAAUACAGAAUCUCAUUCACGGAGGGUAAUUAUGCUCAUGUUUUAAUUUCAGUAUUUCAAUACAUAAUUGUUUAAUUUUUAAAAAUAGAAAUAAAUGUAUUAAUUGUUGUAAUAUCUAUUUGUAGCUCGGAGAGCCAUCAAAUGUUUUAAGACUGCAAUAUGCAUUGUUACAAUUUUUCUUUUUAACUAUUUUCUCAAUUAUUUUUUUCAUUUUUCAAACAUACCUACUUUGCCUCUUAAUUUAAAUUGUUAUUAUUAAGAGGUUUAUAUUCACUUUGAAAAGAUCUAGAUUUCUCAAUAAACAUAUAUUAUGGGAACAAAACUUAAAAAGCAGGUCUGGUUAUAUUAGUAACUGUGUUUGUUAUAUUUGUAUUGAGGGAUUAAAUAAAUAUUUAUGAUCUAU